AUAUGGGGGCGGCGCGGGGUGCCGCUGAGUUCUCGCAGUUCGCUCGCUGCUGUGCAGCCGCCGUCGCCGCCUCGGCCCGGCACCCGCCGUCCCGCCCGCCCAGCCGGGAAGGAGACGGGACCAUUUCGGAUCUCAAGCAAACAACCCCUUCCUAUCUAGUCGUGGCUUUUCCAAACCCUCCGAGGAGAGCGGGAUCUUUCGGUCCUUCCUGUAUUUCCGACCAUUACAGGAUCUAGAAAUGUCGACGACACUUUUAUCCGCCUUCUACGACAUUGACUUCUUGUGCAAGACAGAGAAGUCCCUGACCAACCUCAGCAGCAUGCUGGACAAGAAGGCCGUGGGGACGCCGGUGACCCCCCCUAGUUCUAGCUUCGCGCCGGGCUUCCUGCGGCGGCACUCGACCAGCAACCUGCCGGCGCUGGCCGGCGGUUCCAAGUUCCCUAGCCCUACCGGCUCCAGCUCUUCUUCCACCUCCUCCUCGUCUUCUUCUUCCUCGUUCGCUAGCUUGAAGGAGACGGGCUCCGGAGGAGGCGGCGGCGGCAGCAGCAGCCCCACGGCCCUGCUCAACAAGGAAAACAAGUUCCGGGACCGCUCCUUCAGCGAAAACGGCGAGCGCAGCCAGCACCUUAUGCAGCAACUCCAGCAGCAGCAGCAGGCGGCGGCGGCCGGCAAGGGGGGCGGCUCCGGCGGAGGCGGCGGGGCCCCCAUCAACUCCACGCGCUACAAGACAGAGCUGUGCCGCCCCUUCGAGGAGAGCGGCGCCUGCAAGUACGGCGAGAAGUGCCAGUUCGCCCACGGCUUCCACGAGCUGCGCAGCCUCACCCGCCACCCCAAGUACAAGACCGAGCUCUGCCGCACCUUCCACACUAUCGGCUUCUGCCCCUACGGCCCGCGCUGCCACUUCAUCCACAACGCCGACGAGCGCCGCCCGGCGCCCGGGGGGGGCACGGCCGCCCCCCCCGCCGCCGCCGCGGCGGGCUCGCACCACCACCCGCACCACCCGCCCCCUCACCCCGCCGGCAGCACCGGUGACCUCCGCGCCUUCGCCCCCCGCGACCACCCGCUGGGCGGGGGCGGCGGCUUCGGGCACCCGCGCGGCGGCGAGCGGCCCAAGCUGCACCACAGCCUGAGCUUCUCCGGCUUCUCCGCCCACCACCACCACCACCACCCGCACCCGCACAGCGCCGCCCCGCCGCCGCCGCCGCCCGGCGGUCGCCUGGACGCCGCCCUGCUGGAGAGCCCCGGCGGGUCGCGCACGCCGCCGCCGCCCGCUUCUGCCUCGUACUGCGAGGAGCUGCUCUCGCCGCCUUGCGCCAACAACGCCUUCGCCUUCUCGGGGCAGGAGCUGGGCAGCCUCAUCGCUCCGCUCGCCCUCCACACCCAGAACUUCGCCGCGGCCGCCGCCGCCGCCGCGGCCGCCGCCGCCUACUACCGCUGCCAGCAGCAGCCGCCGCCGCCGCCGCCCGGCGGGGGCUGCCCGCCACCCCCCGCCUCGCCGCCCUUCAGCUUCCAGCCCCUCCGCCGCCUCUCCGAGUCGCCCGUCUUCGACGCGCCGCCCAGCCCCCCGGACUCUCUCUCCGACCGGGAGAGCUACCUGAGCGGCUCCCUCAGCUCCGGCUCCCUCAGCGGCUCCGAGUCGCCCAGCCUGGACUCGGGCCGCCGCCUGCCCAUCUUCAGCCGCCUAUCCAUCUCCGACGACUAGGGGGGCCGGGGGAGGGGUAGGUCCUGCGGCUGCUAGGCACGUAAGUUACCGAGCGAAGAAAGUGAAUCCUUUUCUUCUUUUUUUUUUUAAUAUAUCUAUCUAUCUAUCUAUAUAUACACCGAGAGCUGAACAAAAAGCGUCUUUCAAAAGGGCAAACGACACGAACUGAACAAACCUAUUUUUAUAGAGAGACCUUGGAAGAAGGGGAUUUUUUGUUUUGGGGUUUUUCUUGUUGUUCAUUGGAGACAAGUUAUGAUACGCACCAGCAGCAGCCAUUCCAUCUGUGUUUGAAAAGAGGAAAAAAAAGCAUUAGAAAAAGACACCACCAGAAAAAAAAGCAGCAAACAAUCCGGGGAGUGCAAGUCCUGCCUGCCCAGCUCCUCCAAGCCUUCAGAUACACAUGAGAAAAAAAGUUACAAACUAGUUUUGUCGUUCAAUCCAGUUCAAAUAAAAACACAGAACGUACUAAACCUAUAAGCUUUUUUUUUUUAAAGAAAAAAGAUAAAUCCAACAUCCUGCCAAGAAUAUGCCUUGAUAACAACCUUCUUUUUUUUAUAUAUCUAUAUAUUAUUAUUAUAACAAAUGCUAAAACCUUCAUUCCAAAGUUUAAUAUUGGUUCCAUUGCCACCACUUAGUGGAUGUUUGGCUUAGAACAAUUUUUUUUUGUUGUUGUUGUUGCUUUAUUUGGAAGCACUCAACUGAGUUUAGUUUGUGUAAUUGUUGGAGAAUAACUGCUGAUUUUUUUUUUUAAUUUUUUUUUUAGCUGUUUGAGUUGAUUGCAUGAAUGAGUCACUGCACACAACUCAAUAUGAAACUAUUUAACUUAUUUAUUAUCUUGUGAAAAGUAUACAUUGGUAAUUUGUUCAUACUGUAUUUAUCGGGUAUGAUGAAAAGCAAUAGAUAUAUAUUCUUUUAUUAUGUUUAAAUUAUGAUUGCCAUUAUUAAUCGGCGAAAUGUGGAGUGUGUUCUUUUCACAGUAAUAUAUGCCUUUUUGUAACUUCACUUGGUUAUUUUAUUGUAAAUGAGUAAAAUUCUUAAUUUAAGAGAUUGUAUGUAAUAUUUAUUUCAUUAAUUUCUUUCCUUGUUUACGUAAAUCUGAAAGAUUGCAUGGUUUCUUUAUAGAAAUCGGUCUCGAUGCUGUGGAAGUAGUUUGAGGAAUUUUCUAUGGGUUUUUUUUUUAGAAUGUAAAUGGUUGUAGCCCGUCCAAGUUGAAAACGACAGAAAAAAAAAAAGCAGCAAAACACCAUCAAUAACAAAAAGAAAAAAGACUGACUUAGCAAUCAGACUUCAAAAGUGGCAAAUUGAAUUCAGACUUUUUUUAAUUUCUUUUAAAGUAACCAAAAAGCGUUUCUUGUUGCCUGACUCCACCAAUCACACUGUGACCUAGUCUCAAAGUAUGUAGCAAUAAUCAGGGGUCCCAGUAUUAUGUCUCACAGUGCCUUCUCGAGGGUCCAUGCUUGCCUUAAUCUCUCUCAACCAAAUAAGUAUUUUUCAUAAUGCUUGAGAUAAUUUGAAUGUAGGGAUGGGUUUUAACUACAGCAAAAUUUGUUGCCACUCUUUAUUUUAGAAGAAUGGAGGCCAUCUUUGGAUCUGAACUUUAUACAGUACAUGAGCAUAUCUUGUUUAACUGAAUUCCAAAACUUGUAAUUUUUAUUUUUCCUUCCUUUUGUAGAAAGUCAGGAGUUUUCCAAAACUUUCCUGGACGGUGGAUGAAUGAGCAGUAGCUUAGUUUUGUUUGUACAUAGGUACAGAUUGAGCACUAUGUACUCUUUUGGACUACUUUAACAGAAGUAUGUUUUGAAUGUAACUAAAGGAUAAGUCAACUUGAGUUGUAAUAUAUUUUUCGGGAGUCAGUUCACUACAAAUUGUGUGAGACUGUAAACUUUGUACUGUAAAUGUUUUGUAGUUCUCCCAAUAAAAUUUUUUUGGAAAAAAAA
Colius striatus (speckled mousebird) is the source of this 3639-nucleotide messenger RNA. RefSeq names its product ZFP36 ring finger protein like 2 (gene ZFP36L2). The coding region runs from base 239 to 1702 and encodes 487 amino acids. The transcript has 2 exons. NCBI's taxonomy places the organism in Eukaryota, Metazoa, Chordata, Aves, Coliiformes, Coliidae. The record is from RefSeq and is a predicted model, not a curated record. Gene Ontology annotation, molecular function: mRNA binding; metal ion binding.